Molecule: messenger RNA, 1383 nt
Organism: Penicillium subrubescens
Lineage: Eukaryota; Fungi; Ascomycota; Eurotiomycetes; Eurotiales; Aspergillaceae
Exons: 3
Coding region: 1-1383 (460 amino acids)
Biological process (GO): lipid metabolic process
Molecular function (GO): phosphoric diester hydrolase activity
Source: RefSeq, a predicted model, not a curated record
AUGGGCGUCUCUUACCAGCCGCUGGACGUGAUAAGCCCCGGAGCUACUUCCGAAUGCCUUCUCGAGGUGCCUUUCGAGACCUACAGCGACUCACCCUCGUCCACGACCCUUUCUACCGGCCAUACCACGUCUGAGGGGGAAGUCAAGGGCAGCGCUACCGUGCGACUCCAUGCGAUCCCCGGCGCGGAGGUGGGGCCGCGUAUCGGUAAAUGGCCUCGGUCACUGGCGGGCUUCGUUCGGUCCAGAUUCACGACUCGACGGGCUGAUCACGACGACGCUUUACCGCUGCUUUCGGAGGAUUCGCAUUCGCCACAAAGUAGGAAGAAGCGGUCUUGUCGGUCGUGUGUGGAGCGUUGGUUGGUGCGCGGACUGUUGGGGUUCUUCGUUAUGCUGGGAGUUAUCCAGUUCAUCUCGAUCGCCUGUGCAAUCGGGCUGAUCUUCUUCCCGGACGAAUAUGACCGCGCAGCACGCUCAUUGAUGCACACCAGCGAACAAACCAACACCGACGACAUCGCCCACUGGCCAACCGAUUUCACCCGCGAAGUCAUCCCCGUCGGGUGUCACUCACACAACGACUACUGGCGCCGAAUACCUUUAUUCUCCGCCCUACAGGCAGGCUGCAUCGGAGUCGAAGCGGAUGUCUGGCUCUUCGACGAGGAACUAUACGUCGGCCACACACGAUCAGCACUGACGAAGCGCCGCACUCUACGAUCCUUGUACGUCGAUCCACUCGUGCGCAUCCUCGAUCGUCAAAAUCCGGUUACCCCGUUCCAGCACACGAUCGACCUACCCCCGCACGGGGUCUUCGAUACAGAUCCCGGACAGAGUCUGAUCCUACUGAUUGACUUCAAAACGGACGGUGCGGCGACUUGGCCCGCCGUCGUGAAGGAAUUGGCUCCGCUGAGGGAGAAGGGAUAUCUCACUUUCUUCAAUGGACGGGAUAUCAUCCCCGGACCGGUGACGGUCGUCGGAACGGGGAAUACGCCUUUCGACUUACUCACCGCAAACACGACAUACCGGGAUAUCUUCUUCGACGCGCCCCUUGACAAACUAAUCGAUGACCUGGGCCUGGACCGAGGGCAGGUCUCGCCGGUAAAACGGUCCACGGGCCUGGGCCAGGGUCUAUCCGGGAUGCCGGACAGUAUCAACGCGCACACCUUCAACAUCACGAAUAGCUAUUAUGCCUCUGUAUCCUUCAAAAAGGCCGUCGGAUUCCCCUGGCCUUUCCAUUUCACGGAGACACAAAUGGAGUCUAUUCGGAGACAGGUGCGUAUUGCGCAUAGUCAUGGGUUGAAGGAGGGGGUUGAUAUUUUGAAUGUGGACGAUUUGGCGGCUGCUACUCAGGGGGAUUGGAAGAUUAAGAUUUUUGAUUGGUGGUUUUAG